GUGCAAACUAAACAUUAUUCUCACAUUGUAAAGAGAACACAAAAGUUGUCAGUAUGCAAAAAACUAUUCUAGCAAUCGUAGCCUUGGCGCUCUUCGGCAUCGCUCAAGCACAAGUGCAAUUUAGCGGUGCUUGUCCCUGCAAUGUGCAGGUACAACCAGAUUUCGAUGUGGCUGCGUACUUGGGCUCCUGGUAUGAAUAUGCCAAAUAUCCUGUAUACUUCGAGGCUAACGGUAAAUGUGUAAAGGCUGAAUAUACGCUCAAGGACAAUGGUCAAGUGGGUGUGGUGAACAGCAUGAUCGAGGCAACCACCGACCAAACCUCUGACAUUGUUGGCUAUGCUGUGGUGGUCGAGAAUGCUAAGUUGCUAGUUACCUUCCCGGUUAGUCCUGCCUACAAUGUAUCAAGCAAUUAUUGGGUUUUGUCCACCGAUUACACCAAUUACAGCGUUGUUUACUCUUGUCAACCGACACAAGACGACUCACAUAGCCUUGUUGUUUGGAUCUUGACCCGUGAGCAAAACCCAUCUGCCGAACUUAUCGCGAAAGCUAAAGAUGUCCUGACUUCCAACGGUGUUUCCCUUAGCCCAUUGGUUGUCACCGACCAAAGCGGAUGUCAAGCUGCUGCAGCCGAUGGUGACGGUUGCGCGUAAAGGCCUGGAGAAUGUGACUUUAUGUGACAAUCAAAUGUGUCUAAAAUUUCGAACGUGUAGUAUUAUUUUGGCAUUAUUUUAUGUAUACAAAAUGUCAGUCAAAUAAAUCGAAGCAAUGAAAUUCGAAUAUAAA
This is a messenger RNA of Bactrocera neohumeralis, 783 nucleotides long. Its product is annotated as apolipoprotein D-like. The record is from RefSeq and is a predicted model, not a curated record. The transcript is spliced from 5 exons. Bases 54 to 650 code for a protein of 198 amino acids. Lineage: Eukaryota; Metazoa; Arthropoda; Insecta; Diptera; Tephritidae. Gene Ontology annotation, molecular function: pigment binding.